Chironomus riparius is the source of this 596-nucleotide messenger RNA. The record is from the annotation of a GenBank genome assembly. NCBI's taxonomy places the organism in Eukaryota, Metazoa, Arthropoda, Insecta, Diptera, Chironomidae.
GAAAAAAAUUUCGAAUACGCCACUGCUACAAAUUAUCAAAAAUAUAAAAUGUCAGAAAUUUCAUAGACAUCAAAAUAAAAUGAAGCUUAUAAUUUUGUUCCUACAAAUAUUUGUUUUAAUUUCAAUCGCAAACAGUCAGGAUACAGACUGUAAAUCACCCCCAGAACCUGGUGUAUGCAUGGCAAAUUUUCAAUCCUGGUAUUACAAUCCAGAAACUAAAACUUGUGAGGAAUUUGUUUAUGGCGGUUGCGGUGGUAAUCAAAACAGAUACGACGGGAAAGGCGAAUGUCUCAUAAAAUGUGCUGAAGGUGUCUUGAAGAGCUCAUUAGGUUAUGUUUUGAAUAUGUUCGAAUGAUUCAUUCACGAUUCUUGUCUUCAGAAACUAAGCUUUGAAUAAAAGCAAGGAACGCUGAAUAAUAUGAAAGAAAACAAUAUUUUGUGAAUUUUUCAAGGUUCCGAAAUUCAAAUAAAAAUUGCCAAUUUACUUUAAAUUCAUAGAUUGUCAUUAAUAGUCCCACGUACUGAAUAUUCUAUCAAAAAUGAAUUUUCGAAGAUUAUAAAGUUCAAUUCUGAAGAAUUUCACAUAAUCAUUAAUA